AGCACAGCAGGUCAAGCUAGGAAGGGAAGCUCAAACUGUGGCCGUGAGUAGCUCAGGGGAUUUUUUUGGAAGCCUGAGAUUGUAGCAGCAAGCUGUGAUGAAGGGAAAAGUCGGGGACCCAUUACCAAGUGAGAGGCCAAGGCAGGAGGGGUAUAUCUGGGGUUCUAUGAAGAGGACAGCCUUUAUUCUGAGCUCUGGUCUGCUUUUGUCUGUGGCUUUUUGGAACUCUGUCACCUGGCAUCUGCAGAAAUUUUGGGGUUCCUCAGGCUACUUCUGGCAAGCCCAGUGGGAGAAGCUACUUUCUACUUUUGCGGGAAACGAGUGGAUCCUCUUCUUUCUAGGUACAAUUCUUGUUCCUAGCAUAUUAUUUUGGAGUUUUAAUGCCCUUCUUCUAGUGGUGGACACAACUGGGAAGCCACAUUUUAUCUCUCGCUACCGAAUUCAAGCUGGCAAGAAUGAUCCUGUAGACCCCGUGAAACUCCGCCAGGCUCUUGUUACAGUUCUCUUCAACCAGUGCAUCAUCUCCGUCCCCAUGCUGGGGCUCUACUAUCCCUUCCUCAAGUGGAGAGAAGAUCCUUGCCGCCCUGAGCUGCCCACUUUUCACUGGUUCCUUCUGGAGCUGUCUAUCUUCGUACUGAUAGAAGAAAUCAUGUUUUACUAUUCACACAGGCUUCUUCAUCAUCCCAUAUUCUAUAAGCGAGUCCAUAAGCAACAUCAUGAGUGGACAGCUCCCAUCGGUGUAGUCUCUCUCUAUGCUCAUCCUAUAGAGCAUGUGGUCUCCAACAUGCUGCCAGCCCUACUAGGUCCCAUGAUAAUGGGUUCUCAUCUGUCUUCCAUUACCACGUGGUUUUCCUUGGCUCUCAUUAUCACCACCAUUUCUCACUGCGGUUACCAUCUGCCUUUUCUGCCUUCACCGGAAUUCCAUGACUACCAUCACCUCAAAUUCAACCAAUGCUACGGAGUGCUGGGAGUGCUUGAUCAUCUUCAUGGAACUGAUACCACAUUCAAGCAAACGAAGGCCUAUGAAAGACAUGUGCUGCUGCUGAGCCUUACUCCUCUUUCUGAGAGCAUCCCUGACCUGCCUAAGAAGAUAAAGUGAGGUGGCAUGGGCCCUGGCCCCCACCCACUGCACCCAGCAAGGGGCUGUCCCUAAUAGACCUAGAAUGUCUCCCUUGACAAACUAGAGCUGAUAAUUCUGCCAAAUGACUUUCUAAUGAGAUAGACAGAUUCUCUGAUGAUUGGCUGAGUGUAACAGAGUGGAGGAAAGGAACAUAGAGAAGCAAGAGAAAGGAGCCAGAGACAGCACCAACCCCAUUCUCUUCCCAAAGCUACAUCUUAGUGAACAUCCUCUAUCAGUUAUAAUAUGAUGGGACCAGGUCUAUCCUGUAGGAGGAGCACUAGAGUCUGGAGUGCUUUUUCUAAAAAGGUGAUGUGCUUGGCUCCCAUUGGUGGGGUUCACUUAUGGAUCCACUGAAGAGUCUAUUAGAGGACUGCAGACCAUAUUAGAUGAGGACUGGUUGAAGGAACAAGGAAUGCUGAGUCCAAGGAGAGAAGAUUUAAAGAUGUCUUAGUUGUAUUUUAAGGGGUGUCAUAUGGAAGAAUGAUUAGAUUAGAUUUGUUGUGCUAGAAUUGGGAGUGGUGGUUGGAAGAUACAGGGAAUCAGGUUCAGGCUUAAUGUAAGGAAAUGUUUCCUAACAAUUAAUGCUAUCCAAAAGUGGAAAGGAGAUAGUGAGUUCCCCAGCCCUAAAGUCUGGAUAACUACUUGAGGAACAAUUCCUGCUUACAUAUGGCCUUGUAGACCUCUUAAGUUCCCUUCAUUUCUGCUUAAAGGCAGAGCUGAGGAGAGAGAAAAGAAGGUAUGCCCCUAAACUUCAAUUUAUGGGGAAACCUUGCUAACUUAAAGAUUGGAUGAAAGAUUUAUUAUAGUCAGAUAUUACAUCAGGGUUAUUCUUAACUGCCAGACAUUGCCAAGGGAAGUCUUUCCAAUGGGGGUAGAAGACAAGAAAGGUGGAAGGGAUGAAAAAGGGAAAGUGAGAUGGCCACCUACCAUCCACCCAAAUUCUUCUUCUCCAGGUUCUAAUAUGCCGAUUUUACCUCUUCUGUAUAGGCCCUGAAUAGACUUAAUCACAGGAACAUGAGAUUUAGAGAAAGGACAUUAGUCCAACCCCAAGUACUUGCCCAAGGACACAGAGGUUAAGUAAAUAGGAAAGCCACUACACCAAGGAUGGAUGCCAAGAGAUGAGGCUCCUGCCAAAAACAACCCAACUUACCCCCAAUUUGCUGGCUAGGAUAUUCUCGUUUAGGAGAAUAAGGCCUCUAGCUCACUUCCUGAGCAGUCAAAACUCUGGCCUAGAGAGCACCCCUUGGGUUCAUGACCAAAGACAGCAAAGAAACUAGAAUAAACUCUAGCACUAAGUCCUGGCUGCCCAGUUGAGUAGAGACCCAAAGAUGUGCUAGUCAUAGUGCCCUGUCAUGGUACUUUUCAGAGUAUCCAAACAUUUUAGUUGUACUCAGUUUCCCCUCAGGGCCUGGAGGCAGUUUUCAUGGAGCACCUAGGACAAGAAGGAAGCAGUUGAAAUUCUAAGCAAGAACCCCUUCCCUGUCACUCCCAACAUAUCAUAGGUCCAAAAGAAUCUUAAAAAGGACCCUGCACCAACCCCUGCAGCUGUUGAAGUGAACUUAACAUCGGAACCAGUUUGACAGCCAGCUCUUUCUCACCCUCUAGCUGGGUUCCUAGCAGGAUGAGCCUACAGAAUAAAGAAUAAGAUUGAGCUGAAAGGGCUUAUAGAGAUGAUUGAGCUCCAUUCCUUCAUUUUACAGAUAAAGACACUGAAGUCCAGAAGAAAUAGCUUGCCCAAAGUCUUUAUUAAGAGUAGUAAUUGGCAGAGCUGGAAUUUAAACCCAGGUUUUGUAACUUCAAAUCUAGGGCUCACUCCACUGUCCCAUGCUGUCUCAAAUUUAUCAAAGUUCAUUCCCUUUACCAUCUUCCCACUCGCAGGACAUGGUGAGUUUCUAUGCUUAUCAUGGCCAAAGAAAGUUCUCUUCAGCUGUCUCUCAAGGAUCCUUUCAAGAAUAUAUCAAAGCACCCCCCACUAAAAGCUGGACCACUUGCAUUUAGUCCCAAGGUACCACUCUGAGUUUGGGGCCUUGUAAUCUAUGCCUGAAAAUAAAAACAUAAUCUAUGCCUUAAAAUAAAAACAGUUUAAAAAAACUUAAUAGUACUUUCAGUUCAAUUCAAGAAUUCAACCAACAUUCAGCACCUGUGUGCAAAAAAAAGUUUACAUUUAAAUAGUGCAUCAAUAUUUACAGAAUGCUUUCCUUCCUCACAACAAAUCUGCAAGUUGCAAUACAAGAAUUAUCCCCACUUUACAAUUGGAGAAACUGAGGCUCAGUGAUAAAAAGUAACUUGCUCAGGAUCACAAAAUGUAAAUGAUUGAAAACUAAAGACUUCAGAUUUUUAAGAUCAGUACAUUUUAAAAUUACACUGACCUUGGUCUUCAAAAUCCAUAAUAAAGGUCAUGAUUGAAGUAUGAGGGAAAGUAUGGGGGUACUCACAGAGAAUUUCCAUCCUCACGCCCCAUUCCAGCUUCUUGGAUUUCUAAGGUAGACCGCAAUAGUGAGAAAAGGAGAGAAGGUGGGUCUUAUGAAGGCUUGCUGUUCCCUCUCUCUACCAUCCCCUACCCCAGGAGAUCUUGGUGUGGAGGUAAUGACCUUUAGAAGGAGUUAGGCUAGCAACUCAUGCCUGCAUGGCUUUAUGAAGUGCAGCCCAGUGAAUUCAAGAGAACAGAGACAGAUGGGGGAAGAGAGCGGGGGAACCAGAAAAGCGCCGUCCUCUCCCUUCUGUCUUCUCCAGACUUUAGGUCCCCAGUGUCAUCUUCUCUAUUAUCAAGGGUUCAGACUGGCAUGGGGAAAAGGGAUAUUCAGGUCACCAACGCCUGCUUCGGUGGUCUCACAACGCGCGCCAUACCAAAGCAUCUCCCAAGCCAUUUUGGCUCGCAGGGGUUUCAAACAACAAUUGGGUCCCUUCCCCCCCCCCCCCCCCCACUGAUUAGUGAUGUCCCACACCCACAGAGCACUCAGCCUCACUCUCUCUAAGAUGGAUAGCAGACUGGCCCAGUUUUAGAUCCCAGGUUAUAAGUUUUCCCCACUGCAGACCCUAGCCCCUAGAUAAGUGGUUGCAUCCACAUUGAUGAAGAAGGUUCAGAAAAGGGAAGGACCUUACUUAAAAAGUCAUAUAUUUAAGAAGUGGCAGAGAUGACUCGGACCCAGAUCUCUCAACUCUACACUCGUGUGUUUUCCCAGUAUGCCACAUAACACAUUGAAUAGGAACUAAAUUUCAAUUGCCACAUAAAUCCUACCACAGGCUAUGCUCCCCAUUUCCAAAAUCUGCCUUCAGUAAAAUCUGAGAGAUGCCUACAAUGUUGUUUCACUCAUAUCAAAGAGAAUGAUCAGGAUAUAAAUCGUAUUCAAUUAAAAUACCUUCAAAGUAAUGUCUUAAAAUAAGUUUUUGAAAAAUUUAUCUGGCAUAAGGAGUAAGGCCCACAGUUAGGGGUAGCCACUGUUCAUGUUAGAAACCAAAGUUCAGAUGUUAUUUUCCCCACAUUUUAAUCCCCUUGUAAACCAGACUAGGAAAGACUGAUAUAGAGCAGGUGUGUUAAACAUCAUGGUGGGGGGGGAGGGAGAGGGGGGACAAUACUUGAGUGUUGCUAGAACCAGAUUAAAAUGUAAUUGGGAGAUGUUUAAAUACAAAAGAACACAGAUGAUAAUUUGUGAUUUUCUAAGUCAACAUGUAUUGGCAAGGAUCCUUACGUAUGUGGCCUGUUUCUAUUUGAGUUGCUGUAAACCAUUAAUGAAAAGCCUUGUCAGCAAAUUAUCCAGCAAUGGGUGGCUCACCUUUUCUUUUUUGUUCCGUGGAUCUCUCUUUGCCCAUCCUGAACCAAGUGUUCUAAACCCUAACUAUAGGAAUCUGGAGAGAGCUGAAACUCUUGAGUCGUUGCACUGAAGUCAGUUCAAGCACUUAGGGCUAAUUACCAAUCGGACAAUACUCUAUGGGCAUAUGCUUGGGAAGGGGCCCUUCCCACUAUCCUGUGCUGGCUCAACAGAGGAUUGAUUGUAGGAGGGACUGGGGGUGGAGUAAGACGAGCCAGAGUCACUUGCUGCGGUAGACGAGGAAGAAGGCAGUCAUGGAGAUUCUGCUUCCAUCCUGUUCUCUUCUACCCCUGAAGAACAAGAAUAAAGACUGAGGACUUUUGCUUA
Messenger RNA from Antechinus flavipes (yellow-footed antechinus), 5256 nucleotides. It is a transcript of the gene FAXDC2, whose product is annotated as fatty acid hydroxylase domain containing 2. The record is from RefSeq and is a predicted model, not a curated record. NCBI's taxonomy places the organism in Eukaryota, Metazoa, Chordata, Mammalia, Dasyuromorphia, Dasyuridae. Gene Ontology annotation, biological process: sterol biosynthetic process. Bases 98 to 1099 code for a protein of 333 amino acids. Gene Ontology annotation, molecular function: C-4 methylsterol oxidase activity; iron ion binding. The transcript has 9 exons.